GUACAAAAAUAAAGUGUGCUGCCCGGUGCUGCCUGGAGAAGGAGCUCUGCUCGCGUUUUCAUUGGCUCAGACUGAGGAAGACGCUUGAGCGGUCAAUGUGUGACGUCUUGAACAGCUGGUGGGAAAAGUAAACGAACAAGAAAUCCUGCAGUAAGGUGUUUUGAAACACUGGAAUGUGGAGAAGAGCGGCGGUAAAUGGACCUUGGCUAUCAAUCAGAUUAGUAAACGCAGGUUUUUAUGACAAGGGCAAUAUGUCUCGUAAAUUGCACGCGAGAAGAAUUGAAGGAAUUGACAAGAAUAUAUGGGUGGAAUUCACUCAGCUGGCUGCUGACUAUAAGGCUGUGAACCUGGGUCAGGGGUUCCCAGAUUUCUCCCCUCCUAGUUUCAUUCAGGAGGCUUUCUGCAAAGCCCUGAGUGGAGGUUUCUCUAUGCACCAGUACACGCGUGCUUUCGGCCACCCAAAUCUUGUGAAGAUCCUGGCCAAGUUCUUCAGUAGGAUUGUUGGCCGGGAAAUAGACCCAAUGGAGGAUAUCUUGGUUUCUGUAGGAGCAUAUCAAGCACUUUUCUGUACCUUCCAGGCUCUCGUUGAUGAGGGUGAUGAGGUGAUUAUUGUGGAGCCAUUCUUUGACUGUUAUCAGCCAAUGGUAAUGAUGGCGGGAGGAACAGCUAUAUAUGUGCCCCUUAAACCAAAAGAAGGCUGUGGUCCUGUUCUAUCCAGUGCUGACUGGGUGUUGUCCCCUGAAGAGUUGGCGAGUAAAUUUAGUCCUCGUACCAAAGCCAUUGUCAUUAACACUCCUAAUAACCCUCUUGGCAAGGUCUACCAGCGGAAGGAACUUCAGAUGAUUGCUGACUUAUGCAUUAAACAUGACGUCAUUUGCAUCAGCGACGAGGUGUACGAGUGGCUCACAUAUGAUGGAACAAAACAUGUGAAAAUCGCCAGUCUGCCAGGUAUGUGGGAACGCACUGUCACCAUUGGGAGUGCAGGCAAGACUUUCAGUGCCACUGGAUGGAAGGUGGGCUGGGCAAUGGGAUCAGGACAUAUCCUGAAGCACUUAAAAACUGUCCAUCAGAAUUCAGUGUAUCACUGUGCCACAGCUGCCCAGGAGGCCGUAGCAGUAGGUUUUCAGAGGGAAUAUGAUGUAUUUGGCACAGACGAAAGCUAUUUCUGCCAGUUACCCAUACAUCUUCAUGAAAAGCGUCUGAGGCUGGCAGAUUGUUUGAAGACGGUUGGCCUAAAACCUAUACUACCCCAGGGAGGAUACUUCAUGAUCGCAGAUAUCUCAAAUCUUAAUGUUGACCUCACUGAUCCUAGUACUAAAGAUGAUCCCUAUGACUACAGAUUUGUGAAAUGGCUCAUAAAAGAGAAGGGACUGGCCACUAUUCCUGUGUCUGCGUUCUACAGCCCGGAACACAGAGACGAAUUCCAGAAAUACAUCCGAUUCUGCUUCGUUAAGGAAGACUCAACCCUGCAAGCAGCAGAGGACAUACUGAGGCAGUGGAGUGACAGCAAAUGAAAAUGAAAAAUUCUGACAGCACAGACUGAAAAACCUGAAAAGCAAGAGAUCUUACAGCAGAACAAAUCUCAAAUGAGACUGGUUUGUAGCAGUUUAGGAUAUGAAUAGUUCUGUUUGUUAUUAGGCUUGAGAUUGACUAGAUGAACAGAUGGUGCUAAUUGCAUCACAAAACAGAGGUAUUAAAAUCUUGCAUGGCAUGUGUGGUUAAAAAAGGAAAUGGGAAUCAUUGUUCCCAUGAUAGCAAUCAAUAUAAUAUAAUGAGUAUAAAUUUUAUGCUAAAAACACGAGUGGGUACAAUCUUUUCAGCCGGUUAAGCGUUAUUGUUCUUUGAUUUGUCAUGUUCUCUCACUUUAUUUUUUGGCAUUGUAUUGCCACAUAUUUCCUUCCUCUCUGGAUUAUACCUUGAAUUGCAUCACUCCCUGUUACUACUGGAUCCACUAAUAGAUUUAAUUUCAUGUUCAAACUGUUUAAUUUGUACAGUAUAGGUGUCAUGUUGAGCCACUUCCAUCAAAAAAAUACUGCAAACUACCUCUUACAUCUGCAUGUAAAUCUAAAGGAGCUUUCUUUGUGGGUGUUUUAAACACUCACCAGUUACGCAAGUUUUUCUUCUUUUCUUUUUUUUGACAUUUCUGCAGGAGAAAGCAAUAAAGUGUCAUUGUCACACACUGGUCUGUUUAAAAUAAUGGACACAUAAUUAAUUGCAGUACAAAUAGUAAUAAAACAAAUCUGAACAUA
Molecule: messenger RNA, 2249 nt
Organism: Onychostoma macrolepis
Lineage: Eukaryota; Metazoa; Chordata; Actinopteri; Cypriniformes; Cyprinidae
Gene: kyat1
Product: kynurenine aminotransferase 1
Exons: 14
Coding region: 174-1514 (446 amino acids)
Biological process (GO): biosynthetic process
Cellular component (GO): mitochondrion; cytoplasm
Molecular function (GO): pyridoxal phosphate binding; L-kynurenine:2-oxoglutarate transaminase activity
Source: RefSeq, a predicted model, not a curated record